Molecule: messenger RNA, 816 nt
Organism: Thlaspi arvense
Lineage: Eukaryota; Viridiplantae; Streptophyta; Magnoliopsida; Brassicales; Brassicaceae
Source: the annotation of a GenBank genome assembly
AUGUUUGUCAUUUCAUGUGAACUGAGACUUGGAACUUAUUUUGUAUGUAAAAAGGAACUUGAUCAUCGUUUAAUUGUGUUGAUAACAGGUCUACUCACAGCGGUGCACCAGAGCCACUUCCAUGUUUUGAAUCACCAGGAAUUUCUAUUUAAUGACAUAGGUGAUCGUGUAGCCCAGCUUCUACAUCUUGAAUUACUAGUUCCUUCUUCUCAAAGCCAAUAUACUGGUGUGCAGAAGGAUGUUCUUCUUGUGAAUACUCACUUAAUUUUCCCCAUGAUUCUAGUUAUUGUUUUGUCCGACUGCAGCAGCUCCCCUGUGUUCCUAUCAUUUUAUGUGGGUUUUGUCUCAUCAUAUGAUAUCGCUCACCCUUGCACAGAUGAGCAUGAGGAAAUCUCUAAGUGGAUUAGUCAUCAUAACCACAGAGGCAAUGCAUGUGGAGUAGACUUUAUUUGGCUCCGCAAUCCUAGCAAACCCCGGAGGCCACUCAAAGAAAGCUUUACAGAAGCAGUUGUUGGGAACAUUAAGAAUUUGGUGGAUGGUUUGUCAACAAAUGGCAUUAGUGCACUUGAUUUUCUUGAAACUGAUGGCAGUCGAAUCACCUAUUCACAGUUCUCUCAAAGGGCAUGGAACCCUUGCACUUUGGUCCAACCGGAGGAAGAUGGUGAUGGAAAUAGGAAACAAACAGAAGAACCGCUUGAUGCUCUUACUGUUGCUACUGGUAUUGGUUUUAAUGUCAGUAAAGCUAUGUUUCUUCCCUCAGAGGUCGAAAUGGGGAUGUGGCCGGAGAACUAUUCCUAUCAGACCAUGCCCAGUUGA